UUUUUUCUCCACAAAAAUAUGCAAAUAUCACAUCACAAGACAGCACUUUCCACUGUCCCACCCCUCCAGUGAUGAUGUUCUACAUUUAAUUAAAACUACUUUUUAAAAAAGCUUCGUAGGACACAAUCUUACCAAAUGGUUGGUGUUUGCACUCUAUUACGCGUUUAUUUAUUUUAGUAGCCCUACACAAAAAAGUGUAGCCUAUGUAGUGCAACUUUGCUGUGAUCUCGCUGACAGUCUUGGGUGAGUGAAUGGUGCGUUUGAAGGCGGAGGAGUGUGUCCAAUGGCGCGGCUGAGGAGGCGGUGUAUGGUGACAGAGAGAGGCGGGCUGUGCAGCAGCCAGCUGUUGGAGAGCAGCGCUCCUGAACCAUCCGCUACUACCGCACCAGGUGAAUAUCUCAACAUCAACACCGAGACAAGGACACGAAGCAAAACACUUCUGCUCAUCGAGACAUAGAUGUUUUUUUCCAUCUGCGACUUUUGCUGUCUGAUUGGUUCCUCGAUCAAGCGGGUGAAACUCCGGGGGUGAACAGAGAGAAGAAGAUCGAGAGCAGGUCAGAGUGUCACACUGCAGAAAAAAAUGGGAAGAAAGAAAAUACAAAUCUCUCGUAUUCUGGACCAGAGGAAUAGACAGGUGACUUUCACCAAGCGUAAGUUUGGUCUGAUGAAGAAGGCCUAUGAGCUGAGCGUGCUGUGUGACUGUGAGAUCGCCCUCAUCAUCUUCAACAGCACUAACCGUCUGUUCCAGUACGCCAGCACAGACAUGGACAAAGUGCUGCUCAAGUACACAGAGUACAGCGAGCCACACGAGAGUCGCACCAACACGGACAUACUGGAGACUCUGCGUAGGAAAGGUCUCGGUCUCGAUGCCUCAGAGCUCGACGGUGAGGAGAGCAUGCAGGUGGCCGCAGACAAAUAUCCUCUCAGCGAGGGCAUGGAUCUCUCUGUGGCUCGCCAACGCUUCUAUGGCCCAUCGCUUCUCUCACCGGAGGCCCAGUUCCUGGUGUCUGCAGGCUGUGAGAACAGCUUCCCCAACUCCUCCGGAUCCAGCAUGGCAUCCCACAGACCCCCAGGCUUUAAACCUCUGACAUCCAGACAUGGCUCUGCCAGCCCCGCUGCGCCACACGCACACACUGCAUUCAUGUCGCCACACUCAGGUAUUGGCUACUCCGUGUUCUCCCAUGGCAACCUGAAUCGAGCUCUGGAUAUGAAAAGCCCUCCUCCUCUGAACCUGGGGGGUGAAAACCUUCGGGGAGAUGCUGCUAAUCAGGGCAUGGGGGCCACACGUGCAAACCACAGCUCUGCUAGGGGGGUCUUGUACCAGGGCCUGCACAGCGGCAGCUCCAUGGUAGCCAUGGGCAAGGCAGGGCUGCUGGGUCACAGCUUGGGAGGCUAUGGCCUCCCUUCUCAUGGAGCCUCUGAGUACAGCCAACCUGGUUUCUAUCACUCUGUUAAUCUACAGCGAGGAGCAGUGAAUCCCUGGCAGCCUGCACAUCCGCCUCAGGAGCACCAUGGGAUGUCCAGUGGAGGGUGCUCCUUCCCCUCCCAAUCUUGCUCUUCGACCUCUCCACAUCUCCCAUCUCUCAACCUCAGCAUCAAAUCGGAGCGUAGCUCUCCUGAGCACAUGUCCUCGCCCGCCUCCCCUCCUCUACACCACCUCAGGCAGCACUCUCCAAUGAACAACCCCGAUUCGGCUCGCCAUACCCCUCCGGAAGCCCGUCCAGCCAAUGAGACGAAGGAGUUUUCCAAAGCCGGCUACCCACAAGACGAAGAGGAAGGAGGGCAGCCGCUCAGGCAGUUAGAGAUAAGUGAUGGGUGGCAGAGAUAGCUGGCUGCUGCCGUCUAAUACCCAUUCAAUCAGCUAUCUUCCAUCAAAACCAGUCCUCUCACUCACACACACACACACACAUGCACACCACAGAAGAUAGCAAGAUGGGGUCAAUUUGUCCCCAUCAUCCCAGAGAGGAACGCCUCUCUUUGUCUCCUUACACAGAGCUGGUCUCUCCUGGGCGAUGGAGAAUUUUCUCUGCAUCACUUGAUUGGUCCCAUGAGGAGACACAUGCAAACAGACAUUCGCUUUUUGUUUGGUUAGGUUUUAGUUUUCUGUGUGGAGCAAAAAUAAAAUUUGAACUGUGUUCGUUUUGUUCUGUUACUUUUUUGAAGUUAGCUGCAGCAGCACAUCGGGACCAGCUGAGUUUCUCCAAAACUUCAAAACCGCCUUAGCCGUCAGCCCAAAAUCAGUGACAUGGUCUCCCCACAUAAAACAAGUUAGAUAUCACCCGCUGCUGGAGCCUUGGUCUUUUCUGAAAUACGCUGGGACAUUUUAAAAGAGAGUUCACAUUUUCUCAAGGCUGCGUUUGAACAAUUAUUAAUAGUAAAAUAGUUUUUGUUUGCCGUAAUUGAUCCUCCUAUCCAUACCGGUGGUGAAAAUAUCCAUUCAUAAUGUACAUCUAAUAUAAGAAAUCAGUCACAGUCUUUAUGCUGUGCGGUCUAAAAUUCAGCUGAUAGGAGGCUUCAGACAUCUGAGACAGUCAAAUGAAGUUGGUGUCUUUGGUGAUUUACAGAGUAACACAAAUAGGGUGUUUUGUACUAGAAAAUACUGUAUUGAUUGAUUUAUCUGACUGCUGAAGCUGAGCAGGGGAUCUCUUCAGGGCCAGCAUGGACAGGAGGAACAAUUACAGCAAACCAAAAAAUCUUUUAAUGUACAUGGGGACAAAUGGGUAUUGUUCGGACAGACUUGUGAAUCAAAAUGUGAAUCUACCCGUACAUAGAAAUUCUAGGCAUCAGGUGUGUCUCAGGGACUUGGAUGAUGGUUUCUUUGGGAAGUUCAUAAAAUGGCUUCCUUCUAUGUGUGUUUGUAAGACUGUAAUUGUGGAUAAGCUAAGCAUUAGUUAUGUUAUUCCUUCAAAUAAUGCUAGUUUCACCUUUUUACUUUACUUUACUCUACUUUUCAAUAAUUAAAGUUGUGGCAGUCUCCUCCAACCAAAGUGUUCAAAUAUUUUCCCUAUGCACUGCAAUCAAAUACUGAAACAGCCAAAGACAUUGUGUGUUUGUCUUUAUUGGGUCUAAUUUGAGUUAAGUAAUAUACAAAUUGUAUCAAUUCUUUUUCCUGAAGGGCUUUAUUUAGUAAUUGCAUAUUGUAAAUAUUAUUACUGCCAUUAUUGUCUUGAUAUUUAGAAAUAUAUGAGACACUGUGUAAUGAAUGAGUCUCAAUAUUCAUAGGAUGUUGCAUUUUUAACCCCCCCCACAAAUUACUUUUUUGUUGAGGAAUGUUUAGUUUUCAUUAUAUCUUUAAAUGUAAUUUGCACUGUAUUUUUGUGCACUGGAUUUCUGUGUGUUUUAGUGUUGCAUAUUCAACUUUUGUUCCAUGAAUGACAAAACAUACUCGGGUUUGAAUGAAUUUCCACUUAUCGUCCACAAGGGGUCAUCUUAUUUCAUAACAUUUGGAAGACGCAAGUUCAGUGGUUCACCCUGAAGACCUUGAACAACUACAUCAUGACAAACUCUGCAGAGAUUCAGUGAGCUGGCCGGUGGAGGUCUUCAAGUUCAAGUGCUGCUGUGGAAUUAGCUCUUUUUUAUGCAGUUAUGUGGAUUAAUAUCAGCAUGAAAAACCAAAUUAUCAGUAUUCUGAUGUUUUGGGUUGACAAAGAUUUAUAUUUGACAUGUGUUGUGAUUCCUUUUAAAUAAAAAAAACGGUUUGAUUUGUA
Molecule: messenger RNA, 3707 nt
Organism: Micropterus salmoides (largemouth bass)
Lineage: Eukaryota; Metazoa; Chordata; Actinopteri; Centrarchiformes; Centrarchidae
Gene: mef2b
Product: myocyte enhancer factor 2b
Biological process (GO): positive regulation of transcription by RNA polymerase II
Molecular function (GO): DNA-binding transcription factor activity, RNA polymerase II-specific; RNA polymerase II cis-regulatory region sequence-specific DNA binding; protein dimerization activity
Source: RefSeq, a predicted model, not a curated record